This is a messenger RNA of Leptomonas pyrrhocoris, 1087 nucleotides long. RefSeq lists its product as hypothetical. NCBI's taxonomy places the organism in Eukaryota, Euglenozoa, Kinetoplastea, Trypanosomatida, Trypanosomatidae. The transcript has a single exon. The record is from RefSeq and is a predicted model, not a curated record. The coding region runs from base 161 to 1087 and encodes 308 amino acids. Gene Ontology annotation, molecular function: RNA binding.
GAAAACCAAACAGCUAUAUUUUCAACUAGUGCUAGCAUUACCCACCUUUGGCAUUCUCCUGCGUCAUUGAAUUAGAGCCUUCUUUUAUCAUUAUUAUUUUACGCUUUCAUUGUUCCUUUGCUCUCCUUCCAUAAGCCCCACACACACGCACACCCACAUCAUGCCGGAGCAGUGCAUCGACAUCACCACCGUCCAAAUCGGCCACGUGGUCGGCAAGGGCGGGGCCACCAUCAAGGACAUUCAGGAGCGCACCGGCGCCAAGGUGGAGAUCCUCAAGGAGGGCCCGCAGGUGAAGAUCACGGCGGACGACGACGCUCAGCUCGCGGCGACCGUGGCGGAGGUGAACAAGAUCGUCGAGAACCAAGAGAACCCCGACUACGAAGGACCGGAGGGGUCGAGGCUGCGAGCGGAGGCCAACGCGCUGGGCGACAAGCGGUCGAAGCUGUACGACGAGGCCACGAAAAAGCGCGAGGGUGGCGACCACGAAGGGGCGAAUAAACUCGUGAAGGAGGGCAAGAAGGCCGGGGAGGAGAUGCAGGCCCGCCACCGCGAGGCCGCCGCCGCCAUCGCGAAGUUCAACAACGAGGACAAAGGCAAAGGGGAGGAGUACUUCGACAUGCACGGCCUGCACGAGGAUGAGGCGAUGGAGAUGCUGAAGGAGCGCGUGGCGAAGCUGGAGGCGAAGCCCGAGGGCACCGUGACGGAGUUCGAGGUGAUCCCCGGCGCCGGCCACCACUCCGCUCCCGGGGCCCAGAAGCUGAAGGGGGCGACGGAGGCCUUCCUGAAAGAGAAGGGCUUCGACUACGAGGCGGUGAACGCGGGCACCUUUAUGGCGAAGAUCCCGGGCACCGGCGAGGCCAUCGUCUCCGCCCCGGAGGAGGGCGACCGCAAGAAGCCGAAGGUGGAGGAGGCUCCCAAGGCCGACGAAAAGCCGAAGGCCGAGCAGAAGCCGGCUUCGUCCGAGCCCGCCGACAAGAAGAAGCCGGAAGAAGCGGCUGCAAAGAAGAAGGACGACAAGGCAAAGGACGCGGACAAAGAAGACAAGAAGAAGAAAGAGAAGGGCAAGUCCUGCUGCGCGUGCAUGUAA